AUGGCAAGCAAAGAUACAAGCUCCAGCAUUUACGCAGCGUCCUCCUCGGAGCUGGUUGGCAAAGCCAAGGCCGCCGCGGGCGGCAAGCCGUCACUCUUCUCCAGGGUCAAGGCGGCCUUCAAGUCGCCGGCGGCGGAACGCGGGCAGGCCGUCAUGGACGCGCGGCCGCCGCGGCGCGACAGCGACGAGUGGUCGUACAUGACGGACCCGGAGGACGAGACGCGGCAGAUCAAGAAGCGCAAGAAGAAGAUGGUCGAGUACAAGCCCCUCGCUAUCACGCAAGGCUCACUCGCGAGCCAGGGGGCCGUGCUAUAG
Gaeumannomyces tritici R3-111a-1 is the source of this 315-nucleotide messenger RNA. RefSeq lists its product as hypothetical. Lineage: Eukaryota; Fungi; Ascomycota; Sordariomycetes; Magnaporthales; Magnaporthaceae. The record is from RefSeq and is a predicted model, not a curated record. The transcript has a single exon. The coding region runs from base 1 to 315 and encodes 104 amino acids.